GAUUAUUAACAUAUGUUACGGAUUGGAUGGAACUUCAAUCUUAUAUUGAGCAACUCUUCUGUGUAUUGGAAAGAGGGCUCAUGUAUGUAUUAAAAAAAAAGACCUAUGAUAAAUUUGAAGGAGAAAAUAUAGUAUGUUUAGCUAUAACCAAUUCACAAAGUCAAAAUAUACAACAAGUAAGUUCGGAAUCUCAUAGUGGUAUAGGUAGCUUACCUUCCCAAUUCACUUGGUAUAUGUGUAGUAAAUUCAGUACCAAUUAUACAGUAACCACACCAAAUUUCGGAACAGUAGUAGAUGGUCAUCAUACCCAAUCUUAUAACCAAUUAGGAUUAUUAACAUAUCUUACAGAUUGGACGGGACUUCAACUUUAUAUUGAUCCAACUAGCAACGGUUCCGUUUAUUAUGAUAAGGGUUCAUGUUUUGAUUCACCUCAAAUAAGAUGUACUAAAAAAAUGACUUAUGAUGAAUUUAAAGGAGAAAGUAUAGUAUGUUUAGCUAUAACCAAUCCACAAAAUCAAGAAGUUAAAUUUAGUUUAUCAAUUAGUUUUACAUUAGGGGAAUCAUUACCAGCUGUAACCCCUAUAGGUACAUUAACAACAACAGCAAGUAAACCUACAACAUCUUCAACUACUAGUAGUAAAAUUGCAUCACUCGUUGCAUAUCUUGAAUCACUUAAUGCAUAUUCUUUCCAAAUUUCACCAAAAAAUAUUGUAUCUUCCAAUAUUUUAUCUUGA
Diversispora eburnea is the source of this 734-nucleotide messenger RNA. The record is from the annotation of a GenBank genome assembly. Lineage: Eukaryota; Fungi; Glomeromycota; Glomeromycetes; Diversisporales; Diversisporaceae.